Melanotaenia boesemani (Boeseman's rainbowfish) is the source of this 1399-nucleotide messenger RNA. RefSeq names its product translocase of inner mitochondrial membrane 13 homolog (yeast) (gene timm13). Lineage: Eukaryota; Metazoa; Chordata; Actinopteri; Atheriniformes; Melanotaeniidae. The transcript is spliced from 3 exons. Bases 116 to 403 code for a protein of 95 amino acids. The record is from RefSeq and is a predicted model, not a curated record.
CGCCUCUGUCAAGGGCAUUGGAAGCUGUCGUUUACCAAACCUAGCGUUUACCAUCUGCACGUGCAGUCUCUAUAAAUCCCCCAAAGUCGAAUAUCCGAGCAGGACGCAGAUAGAAAUGGAUGGGUUUGGUACAGACUUCUCAGCAGGAGGGUCCGGUGGAAAAAUGGACACCGGUACCAUCAUGGAACAGGUUAAAGUCCAAAUCGCGGUGGCUAACGCACAGGAACUUCUCCAGAGAAUGACAGAUAAAUGCUUCAAGAAGUGCAUAGGUAAACCUGGGAGCACACUGGACAACUCUGAGCAGAAAUGUAUCGCCAUGUGUAUGGAUCGGUAUAUGGAUGCCUGGAACACUGUAUCCCGAACAUACAACUCCAGAUUGCAGAGGGAAAGAGCUCGGAUGUGAACAUCCUUCUCCUCCUUCCCUUCCUUGGGCUGCUGCUGACAGUGAGGAUAAGUGCAGCGCAUCACUGGAGGUCAUGAACUGUGCACACACAGGUGUAUCAUGGAAGCAGCACAUCAUCAACCUCUGCCACAAUACCUCACAGACAGGCAGACAAGGCCUUUGGACUCCUAGCCAUAAGAGUGUCUCUGUGGAGAGUUUGAUUUCUGCUGAGGAACAGCUUACCAAUAAAGCUUAAUUAUUUUAUCUUAUAUGUAAGAACUACAAUAAUUCAUCCUCUGUGGGUACUUUCCACAUUUUGUGCGAAUGUUUAUACACUAGCCAUGUGUUUAAAUGGCAAAAUAGUGUGAUGUGGUAGAAACGCUUUACUGACUUUGACAUCAGACAGAGUUUGAGUUCCACAUGUGACAAUUUAGGACACAUAGAGCCCAUAACUGAACAGGAUGACUCCUAGUCAAUAUAUGUUUCCAAAACAGUGUUUGGUGCACAUUAUUUGUGCUCAGAAAAGGACAAAAUAUUUAAAUCUGAGAUAAAAGCAACAUUUCAGGAGUCCUUUACAGCCAAGUGUCUGAGAUCUAUUGAAACUCCCUCUCCAAGCAUUUAUAAAACCUCUAUAACUUGUCUUCACUCAUCUAAAUUGCAUUUUGAAUUUUUGUUUUUUCUCGAAAACAAUGCCAGUGUGCUAUUAGAUGGCAUGGACAUAACAAUAAACCUUUACCUAAAUAAAUGUCAUUUUGAGUUUGCAUAUAAGACCUAGUUCUGUCCCCUCUUCAUGCCGGACUGCAGCUACUGCACCUUUGACUCCAUCACUAGCUCUGGCAAGUCCCAUCCCACAAGUUGACAGGAGUGUUUUUUUAUGUUUAUGUUUCAAAUCCUGACUAAUGUUAAAAACUUUUUUCCACACUGCUGUUCCAAAGUAGAUCUGCUCCAUCACACCGUUUAUGACUUGUUUCACUUGUUAUUUUAUAACAAAUAAAAUAUGGGCAUGUGAAAGUUAAA